Messenger RNA from Cladophialophora yegresii CBS 114405, 1485 nucleotides. RefSeq lists its product as uncharacterized. The transcript is spliced from 2 exons. The record is from RefSeq and is a predicted model, not a curated record. Lineage: Eukaryota; Fungi; Ascomycota; Eurotiomycetes; Chaetothyriales; Herpotrichiellaceae. Bases 1 to 1485 code for a protein of 494 amino acids. Gene Ontology annotation, molecular function: hydrolase activity, acting on carbon-nitrogen (but not peptide) bonds.
AUGGGCUCCAUCGACCCACCGAAGACAUUCAGCCCUGAGGAGCUGCCUCCUCCCUGGAACCUGACGCCUGCAGAUAUAGAAAUCGACAACCACAAGGACGGCGACAAGGGCAAGAUCCUCUUCAAAAACGUCAACAUCUUUGACUCGACCGGCGCGGACAUCUACUCAGGAGAUGUCUUGAUCGAAGGCGAACGCAUCAAGCAGGUCGGCAGGGUCGACGUGGCACCCAACGACGACGAUACCCUCGUCAUCGACGGCCAAGGCAAGAAGACUCUCAUGUCCGGCCUCUGUGACGCCCACACGCACCUGAGCUGGAACAACUCGCCAACCCUAGACGGACUUACGGGGCUGAAACUCGAGGAACACGUCCUGUUCACGGCGCAGUCGGCCAAGACGUACCUCGACUGCGGCUACACCAUGUGUUUUGGCGCCGCGUCGGCCCAACCACGCCUCGACAUCGUCAUCAAGGGCGCGAUCAAGUCCGGCAUGAUCCCCGGCCCGCGGACCGUCGCGAGUUGCCAGGAGAUCACGACCACGGGGGGCGCCAUCAUCCCCAGCAUCAGCAAGUACGCCGACGGCGAGGACGCGAUGCGCAAGACGGUGCGCGAGUUCGUCGAGCUCGGCGCGGAUAACAUCAAGCUCAGCAUGACGGGCGACUAUGUCCACCCGACGAUGGGCAGUACCGAGACGUACUUUACGCUCAAGGAGACGAAGGCCGCGGUCGAGGAGGCCCACAACCGCGGGAAGAGGGUGUGUGCGCAUGCCCGCUCCGCCGCGAGUGUCGUGCUCUGCUGCCAAGCCGGUGUGGACGUCGUGUACCACGCCAGUUUCGCCGACGCCAAGGGCCUGGACAUGCUGGACGCGCUGAAGGACCGCGUGUUCGUCGCGCCCGCCAUCAAUUUUCCCUACAAUACCUGCUCCGGCGACGCGAUCCCGUAUGGCAUGACCCCCGAGAUGGCCAAGAAGAAGGGGCUCGUCGAGGAGGUCGACAAGGCGUGCAAGGCCAUGAACGAGCUGCAUAGACGCGGCGUGCGCGUCCUGCCUGGUGGGGACUAUGGGUUUGCAUGGGCUCCGCAUGGGACAUACGCGAGAGAUCUAGCCCACUUUGUCAACCUCUUCGGGUACACGCCCAAGGAAUCGCUCAUCGCGGCCACGGCCCUGGGCGGCGAAAUCAUGGGCCACCCGGACCUCCUGGGCAAGGUCCAACCAGGAUACUACGCCGACGUGAUCCUGCUGGACGGCAACCCCGCGGAAGAUAUCGAGAUCUUGCAGGACACGUCCAAGAUACAUGCCAUCGUCCUCAACGGGCACGUGCACAAGAAUGUCGCCGUCGCGGGGGCGGACGGGCAGAGCGUGACGGCCGACGGCCUGGCGAACAAGCGUGCGGUGUUUACGAACUUGCCGCUCGUGCCCAGGGAGGAGCAGGAGAGGCAGCAGCGCGAUGCCAGGGAGAAUGGUAUCGGGGUGGAACCGCAGGCUGUGUGA